GGCGCGUGCGCAGCGCUGGCUUUUUCCCGGCUGGGUCUUCUGCGGCUCGCGCUCCUCCUCCCGCUCACCACCGUCCCCCUUAAGCCCGCCGCGGCCGGGUACCAGCGUGUGGUCCCGCCAACGGAGCGAUCCGUGCCUCGUGCUUCCGGGACGUCCGUUGUGCGCGCUUGCGGCGCGUGGCACUAGUCAUGUCGAUGGAUCAAGUGAACGCGCUGUGCGAGCAGCUGGUGAAAGCGGUGACGAUCAUGAUGGACCCCAGCUCCACCCAGCGCUACCGGCUAGAAGCCCUCAAGGUAGCUGGAGUCUGUCGCCCCGGGCCUGCUCCGAGACCCUCCCCCAGCCCCAGCAGUACCGGCGCAGCCCAAGACCCUGGCCGUCUCCCGCCCACGCGGCCCCUGGACCUCGGUCCCCAACCCCCGGGGGCCCUCCCCUCGCCGCUUUCCGCGCCUCUUCCCACUCCCCGCCUUCUGUGCUCGCCGCUCCUGCCCUUCUCCCGGGACGCUGUCGUCCCUAGCUCUCUGUGGCCGUCUCAUCUCACCACCACUUCCCACUGCCCUCUCCUCCCCCCUCGCCACUUCUGUUUGCUGUUCUCCGUACCACGACUCCCUCCACAGCCUGCUGCACCCACUUUAUUCCCUCAAACCCCACAUCCCUGCAUCCCCUUGCUUUCCCGUGGCGCACGUGUCCAGCCCAUGUCCAACCCGUCCCCAACACCGGCCACAUUCUUUAUAGUCUCCGCUGCACUAAACGUUUCCUUCUACAUUGUUGCAGUUGUCCCAGUUCUGUUGACUUUAUGCAUUUUGGUGGCCAGGUUUCGGUGGAACAGCAUGUCUCGAUUGGAGAAGGUCUAUCUGAAGAACAGUGUCAUGGAGCUGAUUGCAAAUGGAACACUGAACAUUUUGGAAGAGGAGAACCAUAUUAAAGAUGUUCUGUCUCGAAUUGUAGUAGAAAUGAUCAAGCGGGAGUGGCCACAGCACUGGCCUGACAUGCUAAUAGAAUUGGACAUUCUUUCCAAACAAGGGGAAACACAGACAGAAUUAGUGAUGUUCAUCCUUUUGCGACUGGCAGAGGACGUAGUGACCUUUCAGACGUUACCCCCUCAAAGACGAAGGGAUAUCCAGCAAACGUUAACCCAGAACAUGGAAAGAAUCUUCACUUUUCUACUUAACACACUUCAAGAAAAUGUAAACAAGUACCAACAAGUGAAGACAGAUAAUUCUCAGGAGUCAAAGGCCCAAGCAAACUGUCGAGUAGGAAUUGCAGCACUGAAUACUCUAGCGGGCUACAUUGACUGGGUGUCCAUGAGUCACAUUACUGCUGAAAACUGUAAACUCCUGGAGAUGCUGUGCCUGCUUCUGAACGAACAGGAACUUCAGCUGGGAGCAGCUGAGUGUCUUCUCAUUGCAGUCAGCAGGAAAGGCAAGUUGGAAGACCGGAAGCCCUUGAUGGUCUUAUUUGGAGAUGUUGCCAUGCAUUAUAUACUCUCCGCUGCGCAGACUGCUGACGGAGGAGGCUUGGUAGAAAAACACUAUGUCUUCCUGAAAAGACUCUGUCAGGUGUUGUGUGCGCUGGGCAAUCAGCUGUGUGCAUUGCUGGGUGUGGAUUCUGAUGUAGAAACACCAGCAAACUUUGGAAAAUACCUGGAAUCUUUUCUGGCUUUCACAACUCAUCCAAGUCAGUUUUUGCGCUCUUCAACUCAGAUGACUUGGGGAGCCCUCUUCCGGCAUGAGAUCCUAUCCCGUGACCCUUUGCUAUUAGCAAUAAUACCAAAAUAUCUUCGUGCUUCUAUGACUAACUUGGUCAAGAUGGGCUUUCCUUCUAAAACAGACAGCCCUAGCUGUGAAUACUCUCGAUUUGAUUUUGAUAGCGACGAGGACUUCAAUGCUUUCUUCAACUCCUCUCGGGCUCAACAAGGAGAAGUAAUGAGGUUAGCAUGUCGCUUGGAUCCCAAGACUAGCUUCCAGAUGGCUGGGGAGUGGCUAAAGUAUCAACUCUCAACUUCUGUUGAUACUGGAUCCAUGAACUCUGGAACUGGAGAAGGCAGCCUCUGCUCCAUCUUCUCACCUUCAUUUGUGCAGUGGGAAGCCAUGACCUUUUUUUUGGAAAGUGUGAUCAACCAGAUGUUUCGAACAUUAGAUAAAGAAGAAAUUCCUAUUAAUGAUGGAGUAGAGCUAUUGCAGAUGGUCCUGAACUUUGACACCAAGGAUCCCCUCAUCCUGUCCUGUGUCCUCACUAAUGUCUCAGCACUCUUUCCAUUUGUCACCUACAGACCAGAGUUCCUGCCCCAGGUCUUCUCUAAGCUAUUUUCAUCUGUCACUUUUGAAACUGUUGAGGAAAGUAAGGCACCCAGGACCCGGGCGGUGAGGAAUGUGAGGAGACAUGCUUGUUCCUCCAUCAUCAAGAUGUGUCGUGACUACCCCCAGCUCGUGCUGCCCAAUUUUGACAUGCUGUAUAACCAUGUGAAGCAGCUCCUCUCCAAUGAGCUGCUCCUGACACAGAUGGAGAAGUGUGCCCUCAUGGAAGCCCUGGUUCUCAUUAGUAACCAGUUCAAGAACUACGAGCGUCAGAAGGUGUUUCUGGAGGAGCUGAUGGCACCCGUGGCCAGCAUCUGGCUUUCUGAAGACAUGCACAGAGUGCUGUCAGAUGUUGAUGCUUUUAUUGCCUAUGUGGGUGCAGAUCGGACAAGCUGUGACCCAGGCCUGGAGGAUCCCUGUGGCUUAAACCGUGCACGAAUGAGCUUUUGUGUGUAUAGCAUUCUGGGUGUUGUGAAACGAACUUGCUGGCCCACUGACCUAGAAGAGGCCAAAGCUGGGGGAUUUGUGGUGGGUUAUACACCGCCUGGAAAUCCAAUCUUCCGUAACCCCUGCACAGAACAGAUUCUGAAACUUCUUGACAAUUUGCUUGCCCUUAUAAGAACUCACAAUACUUUAUAUGCACCAGAAAUGCUAGCCAAAAUGGCAGAACCUUUUACGAGGGUUCUAGAUAUGCUUGAAGUGGAAAAAUCUGCUAUUUUAGGAUUACCUCAGCCUCUCUUGGAACUGAAUGACUCUCCUGUCUACAAAACGGUCUUAGAAAGAAUGCAGCGUUUCUUCUGCACCCUCUAUGAAAACUGUUUCCAUAUCCUAGGGAAGGCAGGCCCUUCCAUGCAGCAGGACUUCUACACCGUGGAGCACCUGGCCACCCAGCUCCUCAGCUCUGCCUUCGUCAACUUGAACAAUAUUCCUGACUACCGACUCAGACCCAUGCUUCGGGUCUUUGUGAAGCCUCUGGUGCUCUUCUGUCCCCCGGAGCACUACGAAGCCCUGGUGUCUCCCAUCCUUGGACCUCUUUUCACCUACCUUCACAUGAGGCUUUCCCAAAAAUGGCAAGUCAUCAACCAGAGGAGCCUGCUGUGUGGAGAAGAUGAGACAACAGAUGAAAACCCAGAGUCUCAAGAGAUGCUGGAGGAACAACUGGUGAGGAUGUUAACCCGAGAAGUCAUGGACCUGAUCACUGUGUGCUGUGUUUCGAAGAAAGGUGCUGACCAUGGUACUGCUCCCCCUGCGGAUGGAGACGAUGAAGAGAUGAUGGCCACAGAGGUAACCCCCUCGGCCAUGGCAGAGCUUACAGACCUGGGAAAAUGUCUAAUGAAGCAUGAGGAUGUUUGUACAGCGCUGUUAAUUACAGCCUUCAAUUCCCUGGCCUGGAAGGAUACUCUGUCGUGCCAGAGGACGACCACACAGCUCUGCUGGCCUCUCCUCAAACAAGUGCUGUCAGGGACACUGCUCGCAGACGCUGUUACAUGGCUGUUCACCAGUGUGCUGAAGGGCUUACAGACGCAUGGGCAGCACGAUGGCUGCAUGGCUUCCCUGGUCCACCUGGCCUUCCAGAUAUAUGAGGCGCUGCGUCCCAGGUACCUGGAGAUAAGAGCUGUGAUGGAGCAGAUCCCUGAAAUUCAGAAGGACUCACUGGACCAGUUUGAUUGCAAGCUUUUGAACCCCUCUCUGCAGAAAGUGGCUGACAAGCGCCGGAAGGACCAAUUCAAACGCCUCAUUGCUGGGUGCAUUGGGAAACCCUUGGGCGAGCAGUUCCGAAAAGAAGUUCACAUUAAGAAUCUCCCCUCACUUUUCAAAAAGACAAAGCCAAUGCUGGAAGCGGAGGUGCUGGACAAUGAGGAGGGAAGCCUGGCCGCCAUCUUUGAACCCUGAGUCAAGCUUUUGGGCAUUCUUCCUCGACCUUUAUUGUCAUCUCUUCUUCCCCUUUGUAGCUAUUCUCUAGGCCCCUCUCCACUGCCACCUCACUUUACACCGUCGUCAGCCUGGAGAGAGAUCCAGGUCUGGAGCUGGAGAGAGUGGGCCCUGUACAGGGCCGGAAGCCACGCUAAAGCAUGAAGAAUGGGAGUUAGGGCUUCACCGUUCUGUCUAGGUUACCCAGGCAUCUCCCAUCCUGCUUGGAGCUUUGCCUUUUCCAAGAGAGAAAAGCUAGAGCAGAGCGGCCCUUCUCCCCAGGCCCUCCCGCCCCCAGGCAGCCAUACACCUGUGCAGAGUGGUAACUAGGGGCGCUAUACCCAAUGCUGCCACAAGCCAGGCUUGCGGCGGGGGCUCAGCCCUGAACUACUUGUGCCAGAGUUUCUCCUGGAUCGUUGAAAGUCCCACUGAGCCCCCUUGCUGCUGGGCUGACAGGGACCUUCCCCAUCCCCCAGGGGCAUAUCUGGGUCAGGUGCUGAGUGCUGAACUGAAUUUGGCCAGUUCCUGCUUUGUUUUGAGCAAGAAUCUGGUCACCUGAUGGGAUCCACGGUACAGGCCACUGCUAAGCUCUGGGCACAGUAUCAAAUGUUAGUACCUUCAGGGACCAGGGCUGGGCCAGGGUCUGUAGCGCUCUGUAACAUCCCUUAGAGCUCACACAUUUUGUCCCUCCAUGAAUGACCCCUCAGUGUGGUUUCCCCAGUCCCCAGGGUCCACUCAGGCACAAGAGCCACAGUACCCUAUCUAGUGUCACAUGAUGUCAUUGGCAUUUAAGGAUAACCCAGACCAACUAGGCUACAUCUGUGACAAGCAGCUGGCAAAGCCACUGGUCUCUCCUAGGACUAGCUCAGUCCAGGUGCCUUCAAAAAUCUCGUGGUCUUUCAGGUCCCUGGGCACUUCCCUCAUGGGCCAUUUCCAAAAGAAAAAAAUAUGCCUUCCCAUCACAACCUGUGAGUCUCCAGUCUGUUCUGAACAUCACUGGACGGCCCUAUAAGCACAGGGGACGUGGAUGCACGACUAGUUAAUCUAUACAGAAGGACACACAUUUAGAGUGUGUGUCCAUGUGUUCCCCACAGAGGCCUGGCAUUGAUCCAGUCCCCUGACCAGGGUUUUGGCGAUGCUGAAGCUGCAGCUUUUAGCUGGUGUGGCCCCCCCAGGUAGGGUAAGGUCAGGAAGAGGCAAAGCUGGGGAAACGGACUUGGGAGUCCCACAUUGCGCUUUCUAUGGCACAGACUUGGUCCAUCCCCUCUUCCUGGGUGGUGCUUUGGGCUUCUUGUCCACUGUGAAGGCCAUCUCAGCAUGUUUCCCUCCAAACUUGUUAGCUGCCUACUCUUCUCUGCGGUGGGGCUGUGGAGGGUAUAGUUGUAUUUAUUGUGUUGUAAUAUUUUUAACAUCCUGUGACUUCAUGUUAGAAGUUUUCUAUUGUUUAUAGAACCUUUUUGUAGAAACAUUAACUCUAAAGCACAUCUGCAUGUCAGUAAAAAUCUCAAUUUCAUAUAGAAA
Aethalodelphis obliquidens (Pacific white-sided dolphin) is the source of this 5726-nucleotide messenger RNA. It is a transcript of the gene XPO5, whose product is annotated as exportin 5. The coding region runs from base 189 to 4187 and encodes 1332 amino acids. Gene Ontology annotation, molecular function: RNA binding; nuclear export signal receptor activity. Gene Ontology annotation, cellular component: RNA nuclear export complex; cytoplasm; nucleus. NCBI's taxonomy places the organism in Eukaryota, Metazoa, Chordata, Mammalia, Artiodactyla, Delphinidae. The record is from RefSeq and is a predicted model, not a curated record. The transcript has 32 exons. Gene Ontology annotation, biological process: protein export from nucleus; RNA export from nucleus.